Messenger RNA from Drosophila suzukii, 1728 nucleotides. The record is from RefSeq and is a predicted model, not a curated record. Lineage: Eukaryota; Metazoa; Arthropoda; Insecta; Diptera; Drosophilidae.
AUGCGGCCGCAAGGGCGGAAGCUCGCUCUCAUUCUCGAAUGGCAGCCAAGGCGAUCAGACCUAGGAGCGGACUUCAACCCGGAGUGGUACAGCGGCACGAGCGUCGGCACGCCGGAUCCAAGGACGCCCACAGAGCGGCCCAGUAGCGCCCAACGAGCGCCCAGCGAGCGGCGUCAGUGCACCACCAGCGGCACCCACCCACGUGCCCACCAGGAGCACGCACAGCGCGACCACCGCGCCCUCAGCAGCGUCACCCGCGCCGCCAGCCGCGUUAUCAGCAGCGCAGACCCAGCAGCUUCCCGCGCCGUGCAGUGCCACCCACGUGGCCAUCAGGUGCCCACAGAGCGCCACCAGCAGCGCCAACAGCAGCGCCAACCGCGCCGGACACGUGGUCACCAGCCACACAACGAGCGUCACCAGGAGCGCGCAACGAGCGGCCCCGCGCCCUCAGCAGCGUUCAGCGCCCAUCGGGCGGCGUCAUUUGCACCACCAGCAGCACCCACCGAGUGCCCACCGAGCGCUACCAGCAGCGACCUCAGCGGCAUCCGCGCCCAACGCACAGCCCUACGAGCGGCUACCACCGAGCGCCAUCAAGCAGGGCAACAGCAGUGCCAACCGAGCGCUCACCACACCGAUCAGCGCUGCCGCGCGUCAGUCGCGCUACGGGAAGCGCCCACCCACGUGUUCAUCAGGAGCGCCCAACGAUCAGCGCCGCCGCUCACCAGCCGCGCUCACCGAGCGCCAUCCGGAGCGCCAGCCUCAGCAGCGCCCACCGAGCGGCUUCCGCGCCCUCAGCAGCGUUCAGCGCCCAUCAGCAGCGCCCAUCGAGCGGCGUUAGUGCCCAACAGGCGCCCUCAGCAGCGCCAACCGAGCGCCAAUCACCGCGCCCACAGCAGCGCCCAGCCGCGCCCUCAGCAGCGCCGCCGCUCACCAGCCGCACUCACCGAGCGCCAACGGGAGCGCCAGCCGCAACCACAUCGGUCAGCCACUGCCGCACGUCAGCAGCACCUGCCGUGCGCCCGCCGCAUCACGCCCCUGGUAGCGCCCAGUCACGCCACUAGGAGCGCUCACCGAGUGAUCCCCAGCAGGGCCAUCGGCAGCGCCACCGCGCGUAUGCCCAGUGUCUCGGGAAAGAAAAAGUCAGAGGACGCAGAAUCAAAGCCAGAUCCGGCAGCUGCCGGACUGGAAGAGGACCGGUUUUUUACCGCAUCCGGGGACGAACUACGACCACGAUUGGCAUCCUUCAUCGGAGGAGGAGACCACAGCCCAGCUCUACGAGAGCGCUUUGCCGCACUGGAGGCAAUAUACCCGGAAGCACCCACCCAGAGGACGUCCACCAGUCGGGCCACCUCACCGAUGCCCGGAAUUGAGGAUCACACGCUUCCCGUGCCCUGCUUAGGGAACAUACGGAAAAGCCCUGGACGGGAGAUACCGGCCGCCAACCCAGCCGCCCAUCUUCCGCACAGCCCUAUAUCCACGGCCGUGUUCGCCGAGAAACUGCGAGGAUGGGGCAUCUCCAACUUGAUCCGACUUGUCGAUCAUGGUGCGAAUUUGGUAAGGUUAAAGCUCAAGCGGGUGGACGCCGGCGAUCCCUGGGGCAGCUUCUGGUUUGACGCUGAUGAAACAAGUCCAGGCGUGGCAAGGUUGAAAGAUCCAACUCUCGCGGUUUGCGUUAUGGGAAUCUUUAAAUCAGAUUCUGGCGUGACGCCUAAGAAACGUAUGAUCUAG